GUAAACAUCAGAUCAGAACUCAGAAGCCGUCCAAAAGAAAGAAAGAACUGGCUGGAAGCGCUUGCUCCGUUGCUCGCUUCUUCGACGCCUCGCUGCUGCUCCUGCUGAUCUCCAUCUGAUACCGAGAUUUCCCGGUGACCAUGGCGGACGCCUCCGCCGGCGGCUCCCUGGACGACUACCCCACCAUCGAUCCCACCUCCUUCGACGUGGUCGUCUGUGGCACCGGCCUCCCGGAGUCCAUCCUCGCCGCCGCCUGCGCGGCGGCCGGGAAGACGGUCCUCCACGUCGAUCCCAACCCCUUCUACGGCUCCCUCUUCUCCUCCAUCCCGCUCCCUUCCCUUCAUUCCUUUCUCUCCUCCGACUCCUCCACCCCCUGCCCGUCCUCCUCAACCGCAACCUCCUCCUCCUCCGCCGCCGCCGCUUCUCACACCGCCGUCGAUCUCGAGCGCCGCAGUUUGUACUCGGAGGUUGAAACCUCGGGGACGGUUCCCGAGUCGUCCAGGCGCUUCACGGUCGAUCUGGUGGGUCCCAGGGUGCUCUACUGCGCCGACGAGGCUGUGGACCUUCUUCUGAGGUCAGGGGGAAGUCACCAUGUGGAGUUCAAGAGCGUGGAGGGGGGCACCCUCCUCUACUGGGAUGGUGCUCUCUACCCGGUACCGGACUCAAGGAAGGCCAUCUUCAAGGACGCCACGCUUCAGCUUACGGAGAAGAACCUCCUGUUCAGGUUCUUCAAGCUUGUACAGUCGCACAUUGCCGCUUCUUCUUCUGGCGAUAAUGAGCGGGAGGGCGAAGCUUCUGGUAUGAUAUCCGAGGAGGAACUAGUCCUCCCCUUCACCGAAUUCCUUGAGAAACAGCGGCUUCCACCCAAGAUAAGGGCGGUUGUAUUGUAUGCAAUUGCCAUGGCAGAUCAUGAUCAAGAUGUCGCGGAACCUUGUGAAAAAUUGCUAACAACAAGAGAUGGGAUCAAGACCAUAGCUCUCUACUCCUCGUCCAUUGGAAGGUUUGCUAAUGCAGAAGGUGCUUUCAUUUACCCAAUGUAUGGGCAUGGCGAGCUGCCUCAAGCUUUCUGCCGCUUUGCUGCUGUUAAGGGUGCCCUAUAUGUAUUGCGGAUGCCAGUCACAGCUCUUCUUAUGGAUGAGGAAAAGAAGCGUUAUAUAGGCACCAGGUUAGCAUCUGGCCAGGAUAUUUUGUGCCAGCAGUUGAUACUUGAUCCAUCAUACAAAAUUCCUUCCUUGGACUUGCCAUCUGAUGCUUCAGACUCAAAGGCACAAAGAGAAGUUGCUAGGGGAAUAUGCAUGAUCAGCAGAUCUGUGAAGCAGGAUUCAUCAAAUGUUCUUGUUGUUUUCCCACCAAAAUCAAUACAAGAGCAGCAGGUUGCAGCUGUCCGGGUGCUCCAGUUGAGCAGCAACGUAGCAGUAUGUCCUCCGGGAAUGUAUAUAGCAUAUCUAUCUACUCCAUGUUCUGAUGCCAUUACAGGAAAGCAAUGCAUAAACAAAGCAAUAGAGGUUCUUUUCCAUACUCAGGCUUUAGAGGGUUCAGAAGGCCCUUUAGAAACAAAAAGUGAAAACAAUGAUGAUACAAAGCCAGCGCUAAUUUGGAAGUGUGUGUAUGUUCAGGAGAUCACACAGGGAACGUCUGGUACUGUGCUGUCAUGCCCCAUGCCUGAUGAAGAUCUGGACUUCAGAAAUAUACUGGAAUCAACAAAGAAGUUAUUUGCAGACACUUACCCUAAUGAGGAAUUCCUGCCUAGAAACUCAGCUCCUAAAUAUAAUGAUGACGAUUCUGAUUCUGCAGAGUAAACCAUUAUUGCGGAGAGGGCAUAGUAUUUCUCUAGACAAAGUUCUCAUAGAAGAUACAUGAAGGCACCACCAUCUUCCAUUUCAUGGUAUUCUGGGAAGUUUUUUAUAGAUCCAAGGGGGAGCCCUUUGGCUUGUUGAAUAUGUUAGUGCCAGAGUUCCCUCAUCUUGUAUUACGGGGAAACAUUCUGAAUCAAGCAAUACUGUUACCUGGGGCUCUUUCAUAUGCAGUAGUUGGAUGCAUCAUACCACAGGAUAUAAGCUAUUGAUUUAAUGAGUUCUUGCAUCUGGCAGUUGGUACACACGAUGCUAGACUCUAAACUUUGCUACACUCUUCAUUUGAUGUCCUUGUUAAAUCUUUGUGAGGAUAAACCUGCUAAGCUGAUACAAAACGCCGAGUCUGUUAUAUCUUCUUGAUGAA
Brachypodium distachyon (stiff brome) is the source of this 2217-nucleotide messenger RNA. RefSeq names its product rab escort protein 1. Gene Ontology annotation, cellular component: cytoplasm; cytosol; nucleus. The transcript has 10 exons. The record is from RefSeq and is a predicted model, not a curated record. Bases 141 to 1799 code for a protein of 552 amino acids. Lineage: Eukaryota; Viridiplantae; Streptophyta; Magnoliopsida; Poales; Poaceae. Gene Ontology annotation, molecular function: GDP-dissociation inhibitor activity. Gene Ontology annotation, biological process: intracellular protein transport; protein geranylgeranylation; small GTPase-mediated signal transduction.